GAUGGCAUGACCCCCACCCUGUGGGCCGCCUACCAUGGCAACCUGGACGCCCUGCGCCUCAUUGUCAGCAGAGGGAGCACAUGUCAGUAUUCAUUCUGCAUAGCUUUGCUGAACAUCUCAUCUGAAGGCAUCCGUCAGCUCCCAGGAUGGCACUUCUCUGCUUGCACCCACGCUGGGCUGUUUGCUCUCUUGUAUGUGAUCAGCCACAUCUCCGCUGUUCCUGUUUUGGGCUCAGCAUCUCCUGAUGCUUUGGUCCACUUCGGCCCAAGGGCUGCGUUCACAGGCAGAGCUCUAUCACACUCUACAGCCCUUCCAUUAUAAAGCAUUUUCUCUUUGAAUUCGGAGCCAGAAGGGCUGUGCACAUCCAUUUUGAGAAGUCCUUUGGUACCCGUCGCAACAGAGGAAAGCUCAGGAUGGAAUGUCCAUUGGGGAGAGGGCAAUGCCGUGCUCUGAGCACAGAACCCAGCAGGGGAUGCCCUGGGCUACCUCUAGGCUGGGCACAUACUGCUGCUGGAAAGGAUUCUGAAGAUGCUCUGACAGCCAGGAGCCUUGCUGGAGGAUGGGUCCAAAGCCUGCUUGGUGCUGACCCACAUAUCAGUGCCCUCCACCAAACUCAAGGCUUACAGUUCUGCACGGGAGCCUCUUUUAUAAAUUCACAUUAAAUUGAAUCCUGCUGGAUGUGUCUGAGUGCAGCUUGGCUGCUGUUUAAUUAAUGGUCUAAUAUACAUUUGCUGCUGACAGGGAAAAUAGCACAGCGGAGGGAUGGUGCCCUUUAGGUGAUGGAUGGCAGGGCAAAGCAGGCAUCCUUCUCUGCAUGCCCAGCACUACGCACAGAGCAGCAAAACCUCCUCACCCCUCCAUCCCGUGCUGAAGAACAGAAAAACUCCCAGCCCGGGGUGCUGGGGAGGGGAAAUGGUGCUGAGCAAAGGGAGAUUUGGGAUUUUGGGGGCACUUGAGAGUGCCCAAUGCCCCAAACCAGUGCUGGGCGGUGGAGAGAUGCUGCGGUGGACCGUUGCCUCAGUGUCACUGCUGGAGGGGCUGGGCAGAGGGGACAGCAGCGCUCAUCCUUCUUGUUAGCGACACAAAAAGCCUUUUUGUUCCUCCCGGCUGGGCUCCAGCGAAGGAAAAAAACCUCAAUUAACACAAUGGAUGGGAAAAGAGGCUGGCUGGCAUUUAGUGCUGCAGAUUUUCAGAGGCCGUCAUUCUUCAGCACGGUCUGUUAUGCACUGCUGCGGCAGUGAUGGGCGUCAGUCCAGCUCCAGAUCUCCAGGAGCUGAGGGGCUCUGCCGGCAGCACCUCCUUGGCUUGGGGGAGCCCACAGAGCUGUGGGUUCUUCCUUCUGCUGUACAGAUCCACAGGCAGCGCUGUGCGUUGUGGCCGUGGCAGCGGGGGCUCAGGGGUGCAGCCUGGGGUGAGCACAGGAGUGGAUGGAGCGCGAUCAGCGCCGCACACAGCCCUGAGCUGAACCCCACGUGGAGCAUCUGGUGCUGGGUUGUGUGGAACCUGAACUGGACAAAAGCUGAAUCCCUGACUCAGCGAAGCUUACAGUGCAGCACCUCAGGCUCCGUGCUGGGUCCCACGCUCAUUUUUCUGCUUGUUUCUAAGCUUUCCUUACGUCAUCGCCCUGAAGCUGGUUGGUUUUUCCUCAAGCCGCGAAUGAUUUUCUGCUCUCCCUACAAAACACCGACACGUGCCUUGCAGAACCCAGGGUUGCUCUGCAUCCCAGUCAGAGGCCCCACUCCUUCCCACACCUGAGUGUGCCAUGAGCCAGCCCCUUGCUAUGGAGGAACUCUGCACAUGUGGCCAGGGGAGGACGUGUGUAAGUGCCAGAUCCCGAGCUAAUUGGGGUCCCAGGGGAGAAGUGGAAGGGGAAAACCGGCAGGAAGGGAGUGAGCGUGCGUGUCAUGGGGAGAACGCGGUGACUCAGGAGAUGCACACAUCCACCCAAGGAGCUCAAUUAACAGCUUUUUUAAUAGUGAUGAUUAUGGGAGUUGACUCAGCACUCAAAAACACUUUGAAGCUGAGAAGCACUGUGCUUCACACCUGUUAUUAAAAUGUGUUCCCGCUUAGUGGACCCUGCAGUCAGCAUCUGCCGAUGCGCAGUGCCCUGGAGGGGAAGUUUUGGGCAGAUGGGCUCCCACCGGGGGAAGGGCUCGUCAUUAUCCAGAUCAAACACGUCUACUUUGCGAGUCAGCAUUGCUCCUUCCUUGUUUUUAGUGCCUCUGGCAGACAUGCAUGGGACAAAGGGACCUAAGGAUAUAAUUCUGCACUAUAAGUUUUGCUUCUAGCCAGUGGAAAUGUCCAGAGAAAGCUGGGUUUGGUGCUCUUUCCCCUCGUUUAUUCUCAGAGGCAAUGAAAGGAUGAGCAAAGUAAACCUUCAGAUGUGAAUCCCCCAGGAGCUUUCUGGCUUUGCUCUUUGCCACCAGGCGGACGUGAGAGGUACAUCAUGGUGAAGCAUCCAUGCAGCUUGCCUUGGGCAUCAAAGCUGAUCCAUCUGAGCCCACUGCCGAGUGCCCAUCCGAAUCACAGAUCCCCAUACGUGCCCGGCCCCUCUCGUGCCCUUGGACCCCACCACCAUCCCCAGCAGUUCCAGUUUCGCUGGCUCUUUAAUCCAGCCACAUCAAUAAUUUACUCCUCUCUUGCAAAUCAUCAAAUAUUUAUCCUGCCCAUGAAUUUCCCAGCCUGGACAUGUCACUACAGGGGUGGGAGGGAGGACUGGGGAGUUACCGCUCCUGGGAGCUCGGUGUUGCUGCAGGACCUCUCCUGGUGCCUUGAUGGCUCCCUCAGCCCCACAGCCUCCCCAUCCUCCUCCUCUCAGCCCCCUCAUCUUUGCAGCCUUUUUCUGCUUCUUUGAGAGAUGUCUAAAGCUCUGAAUACAUAAAUCCUGUAGGGUUUGUGGGGCUCAGUUCCCUUACACAGUUCUGAGCCUUUUGACCAGCUGCUGCUUAACGGGGACCUCGUGGUGAAGGGACAAUGCUGGGUUCCUGCGGAGCCCGUGGGGAAGGGCGGAGGGGAGUGGGGCAGGAGCUGCAUGGAGCCAUGCAGCCUUCAUAGAAAGCUUUGCCUUAUCCAUGCUCGUGAAGGAGGCUGCUCUGUUGACAGAUACUGCUGGCUGCAUAUCGUUAGCACACACGCUCGAGUGAAAGCUGGUGCCAGCAGUGGUAUGAGCCAUCUCUCAUUUCAGCUGAUCAUAGAUACAGGGGAAGGGCAGAAGGAUGAAAGUCUCCCAAGUCAUUUGUGUUUGUCCCAUCAAGGGAGGCAGGAGGUGUGGGCAAGUUGUGCCCCAGCAGCACAGCUGGGACAGGGCACGAUGUGGGAAGAGACAUUCAUGGCAUUAAUCACGUGUCCAACUCUUGAGGAGUGCAGAAACUUUAUCUGCACUUUCUCUGAAACUGGAUUCUUAGGAUGUGCUCAUACCAACGUGCAAUCGAAACCAUGUGUGGUACGGCAACCCCCUCAGAACCCCAACCUCAAGGCGGUGCCACAGCCUUGCCCUCGUCCCCUCCUGAAGUCGUGCCCUCUGCUGCUCUAGGUUCCCCUGGCACGGAUAGCAAAGAGGUGCAAAGGUGCAGCGCGGCGUUCGGAGCCUGUGCUGAGGAUGUGGUGGCCCUUUUGUGGUGGCGUUCCUACUGUGGUGGGAUGACGUGGAGUCCCAUUUAAGUUGCGGUGUGUGGAGGAGCAUUUUGGGAUGUCUCUGUGCAAUCUGAAUGAAGAUUUGAAGAUGGCAUCUGAAUAACUCCUAGUGGUAUGUUUGAGGUUGGAAACUCUGAGCUGGAAUCAGCCUUUCAUCUCAGUUCUGGGCUAAUCAGAACCUGGCCUGUCUUGCUUCAAAAACUGGUUUGACACAGGAACAUGAAUGUCCUGAGAGCUAAAUUCAAGUCAUGGGAAUUACUGUACGUCUGUCUGCCAGGCACAUGAUUCCAUGGCCUCGCAUGCCCCAUCAAAAGACUUAAAACCAGGCUGUGGGAGAUGAGAAAAAGAUUCUCAUCUGCUUCGCCCUGCAUGCCUUCAGUAUCUCAUUCUUUAGGACAUCUCUCAGCAGUCUGUCAGUCGAGGCAGCGUGCUAACCACUUCUUUUCCUUGCUGUCUAGGGGGGAUCCAGACAAAUGCGACAUCUGGGGGAACACACCUCUUCACCUGGCGGCAGCCAACGGCCACCUGAACUGCCUUUCCUUCCUCAUCUCUUUUGGGGCCAACAUCUGGUGCCUGGACAACGACUACCACACCCCGCUGGACAUGGCAGCCAUGAAGGGGCACAUGGAGUGCGUACGCUACCUGGACUCCAUCGCUGCCAAGCAGAGCAGCCUCAACCCCAAGCUGGUGAGCAAGCUGAAGGACAAGGCGUUCCGGGACGCCGAGCGGAGGAUCAAGGACUGUGUGAAGCUGCAGAAGAAGCACCACGAAAGGAUGGAGAAAAGGUACAGAAAGGAAAUGUUGGAUAAUUCAGACACCAUGAGCUUCUCCAGCUAUUCGAGUAGCACCUUAAGCAAGAAGUUCCAACACAUGUCCAUGGUGACCUCUCUGCCAUACUCACAAGCCACCAUCCACGGCACAGCCAAGGGAAAGACGAAAAUACAAAAGAAGCUGGAGAAGAAGAAGCAGGUGGACGGGACGUUCAAAAUCUACGAGGACGGGAGGAAAAGCGUGCGGUCCCUGUCCGGCCUGCAGCUGGGGAACGACGUCAUGUUUGUGAAGCAGGGCACGUACGCCAGCCCCAAGGAGUGGACUCGGCGGAAUAUCCGGGACAUGUUCCUCACUGACGAGGACACCGUCUCCCGUGCCAUAAGCGACCCGGGCCUGCACAUGGACUCGGCCCACUCAGAAGUCAGCACCGACUCUGGCCACGAGUCCUUGUUCAACCGCCCCGGGUUGGGCACCAUGGUGUUCCGGCGCAACUACGUCAGCAGCGGGCUCUUCGGGAUCGGCCGCGAGGACGCCGGCGUGCUGGGGGAGGGCGGCGCGGACGGGGUAGGUGUCAAACUGCGCGGCCGCCUGCAGCGCUCGCCAAGUCUCAACGACAGCAUUGGCAGUGCCAACAGCCUGCAGGAGAGGAACGCGGAGGAGCUGCCCUGGGACGAGGUGGAGCUGGGCCUCGACGACGACGACGAGCCAGACACCAGCCCCCUGGAGACCUUCCUGGCUUCCCUGCACAUGUUUGAGUUCAUCUCUAUCUUGAAGAAGGAAAAGAUCGACUUGGAGGCCCUCAUGCUAUGUUCGGACAAUGACCUGAAGAGUAUCAACAUCCCUCUGGGCCCCAGGAAAAAGAUUGUGGAUGCCAUCCAGAGGAGACGGCAGACUCUGGAGAGGCCAGACGUUAUUGUUGACACUGAACUGUAAGUAGGAGAUGGGGCCACUGAGCGAUUAAACCUUUCGGCGGGUGGAGAUUUGGAUAAUGUAAGGUCUGCUUUUCAACUCACUUGGAAAAGCAGGAGUCCAGGUAACCUCAGUGCUUCUGUGUGUGAGCAAAUUCCUGCUUGUGUGGAAAUGAUGAGAGUUCAGAGAGGUGGCAAUAGCAUUAGUUCAUUACUCAACAGCCCUUGUGGCUGGGCAGGAUGUGAAGUCCUUGCUUUGUUUCAUAACCUUUAUGAAUGCAGGCUGCUCUGUGGUCUGAUUCUUCUGAGUCCCCUAGCUAGGAUUUCCAACCACACUCACGCUUGCCUUGACUCUUCAUCUUUUGAAAGAAGUAAUGAUGGCUCCCGGUGGGAGCCGGCUGAGCGCACUGCCCAGUGCCAUUGGCAGUCCUUCCCCAGGAGCUUCAGAUCUUCAGAGAUCUUUGGAGAUUGCGUUAUCUGGGUUGGAGCUGUUACUUUAUGGCCUUUCCAGAGUUUGUUUGGCUUGGUUUGAAGGCCUGCAUGCUUGCCAUUGAGGUGAACUGAAGUUACUAGCAUGUGUCCCCGCUGCCACGUCUGCUGACACCCCAACCACUGUGCUCCUUUUGCUUCCCAUCCUUCACAAAUCUGUGUGUUUCUUCCUCGUUUUUCUGGCUUCCAGCACAGCUCAGUCUUGGACCUGCAGGGUGCUGACAGGCUUUUCUCUUUCCUUUUGCAGAUAGCAGCAGCAGCAUUUUACUGGUUGUUUUUUUUUUUUUUUUUAAUGAAACAAACCCAGUUCUAAGUUGCCAGAAAUCACAAGCCAGAGACUCUCUUCCUGGGGCAGCUGAAAGCUGCAGCCGUCCCUGUCCACCCCUGUGCCCUGCCCUCCUGCUCCCCCAUUCUGCUCCAUCCGUGAGAUGCUCCCAGCGGUACCCGAUGGAGGACGGCUGCUGGGAUGGAACCAGGCAGCUGCCACCCCCUCUCGCUCACCAGAGGAAUGCGUGUGGGCCUGAGAGCACAUGAAGCCAUGAAAGGAAGGAGCAGUGUGAUGGUAUUUUCCAAGGGACCCAAAAUAAACAAUCACAUCUGUUCCUUCUUGAGCAAGUGGUUGAUUUGGGGCACUGGGUAGAGGAGCGGGGAGCUGUGGAGCUGUGUCUCCUGGUCCUCUGUCGCUUCGGUCCGUUGUUUGAUGCUGUGGUUUGGAAGGAAGUUUUGGUUACGCUGGUUUGGGGCUGUUCAGCUUGAGACUUGCCAGCCCUGCUUUCUGCCAGUGGAGCUCAGCGUGUCUGUGAGACUGACCUGUGCUGUGGGAAGCGUGAUGAUCUGAAAUGAAGAUGCUGUUUUGUUGGGUUGUUGCCUGUUGCAACACGGACAAUGUGUCUGUCCCGUCCUUGCAGGACAGGAGCUGAGCCUGGAAUUUCACCCAGAACUUCCCAGGCCUGGGGGCAGCACCUAUGGGCAUCACAGCUGGGUGCAGUGGGGCCCGGUCCGAGCAUCCCGGCGCAUGGUGCUCAGCUCCCGGUGCCGCAGCUCCCGGUGCCGCAGCUCCCUCUGCUGGGUCCGACCCGGGAAGCGCGAUGGGCCGCGCCGCGGAGGCGCGGAGUGGCUGCUGUUGUCAGGCUGUAGGAACACAAAGAUCCGCUCUCCCGACCUGGCUCUGCUCCAGAGAGCUGCUGGGAAGGCUGAGCUGAAGAGCGAUGUGCCGCCGAGAGCCGCGGGACAGACAGGUCCCAGGAAGCCCCGGGGUUUGCCGUGCUCAGAGACCAACGUGGUCACCUCCACAACUGCAGAGACGGACCAAACCUGAGCGCUGACACGGAUGCUCUCUGAGCUCUGCUGUGGUGUUUGGCCGUAGCUUCUCUAUUUCCCACUGUGUCAUUUCCCACAGCCCUGCAGGGCAGGAUGCUCCAUGUCCCCCGUCCUGCAGCAGGCGGCUCACCCUGGGUUGCUGCAUCCCGCAAGGCUGGGGAUGGAGCUGAGCUUUGCUCAUCCCUGGGAUGCGGGGACGUGGCUGUCCCCCAUCCCACGGCACAGCCAGGCCCUGGCAGGUAAAUCCCACCGCUACAAACUGCAUCUCCUCUGCGACCAAGAUCAACAAGCUCCUUUUGGAGUGGGUUCUUGUGAAAGCAGGGUGGAGGCCAGGGCUGGCACACCCUGGAGAACACCCUUCCAUACCCUCCCAAACAGAAACCCAGGCAGCAGGCGGGUUGUCCUGGCCCCAUGCUGCCUGCAAGCAAACACCAGCCACCGCUGGGGUGACCAGACCCAGCCAGGAACCGUGAAUCCAAAUCCCUUUACGCCCUAAGUCCUAAACGCCAGCCCUCCUUGCGCUGCUCUCCAUGCUGAAUCAGCAAAGACAAAUCCCUGUGUUUGGGCAUGUGUUUCCCUACCCCAGUGGUGCAGAAGAUGCAGCAUCCCUAAUUCCCAGGUACCACAGUGGAAGCCAGGAGAGGCCGUGGGACACCAAGUGGGUCCCACAGCUGGCGGUGACCCCUGCAGGCCGGGCAGCAGCAGCACUCAGCCCACAGCCCUGUGUUGUGCUCCGCACCAGGAGCCGGUGACCGACAGCAGUGCCAGGCAGAGGGCGGCCCUGGGGUCAGUGACCUGCCAGGCCAGCGUGCACCAUUGCACACCAUUUGCUUAACAAUUUCCUGCCCAUCCUGCUGGGAAUUCACUUCCUGGCUGGACAGCUGAGUAACAUGGUGUGCAGACGGGAGGGGACGGCCGGGAUGGAGGGGGGGUCAACACAGAGCACCCUCUGCACACGGCUUUGCUCCCAUCAGAGCACAGGGCUGGAUGUGGCCCCAAAUGCCACCCCUCUUGCUGGGGCUGUGUUUGGCCCUGCAGGUUCUGGGGAUGCACCUGUGAGCAUGAACACAGUAAAUUAUUUUCUAGGUCUGCUUCACACAGUUUGUAAAUGCUAACAUGGGUUCUCCCUCUGAGUGAGCUCCCCAGUAGUGCUGUUCCCAGAUUGCUCUGGAGGAGCGCUGAGGAAUGGCAUGGAACAUCCUGGGGGAGUGGGGGCACAGCACUGGUGCAGAGCAAUGUCUGCAUCCCAGCACCUCACCUCAUGGCCAGAGCAGGGCUGACAGCACUGGUCGUAGGUGGGUGCAGCCUGAACUUCCUGCCUUGCAGCGGAGAGCAUGGGAACCCAGCUGUAAGCACAUGCCUGAUCUGAGACUUUCAGCUUUGCUGUGGUAAUGGCAGCACAUGUUUGCUCCGCAGCUGUGGAGAUGUGGUUGUGAUCCCUUUGCUCAGUCCCCAUGGUGGUGGCACACAGCUGUUUCUGCAGAAGCAUACGAGGCUGGUGGGGAGUUGCAGGGAAUUCUUUAACAUUUUAAGAUGUACUUCAGCAGCAAUUAGAAACAAUUUUCCCCAGUGCAGCACACCAAGCUCCAACUUGCAUGCAUUGCCUGGUGCCAGCAGGAAGAGCAGAUCACCUCCCAGCUCUCCCUGUCCCCCACUGCAGUCCCUGGGACCCCUGCCCUGCUCAGGGACCCGCGCCCUGGAGGAGGUGUAAGGACGGGUCGGGCCAGGUUCAGCGCCCCUUUGCUUCCAUCCCUUUGUCUCACUGGGGCUUGCCUGGCCUGGCCGCAUUGCAGCCAAACCCGCUGUGUCUGUGGGGUGCUGCCCCAGCCAGCUCAGGCUGUAUUUUGGGAAUGCUGCCUAUGUGUGUCCCCAUCCCGGUGCACACGGGUGGCAGGCGCAGGAGGGAAAUGCAGAGGAGAGUGGGGCAAAAACCCUGAAUGGGGCAGAGGAAGGAUCCUGGCUCCUAUCCUAAGUACUGUGUUCAGCCUUUUCCAGAUGACCCCAAUCCUUGCCCCACUCCCAGUCCCCAGCCCUGGCACCAAGAGCUCAGGCAGCCCCACAGCCUUAUUGCAGCCCAGCCCCGUGGCAUGGAGGUUGGUCCUCCAGAACCCACCUCCCCACAGCGGGGGUCUCCAAGCACAAAGAAUCUUUACAAAUCUGGAAGAUUUACAAAUCUGAAGAGCCGCAGCAAAGACACCCAGAUGGGGACACGCACGAGGCGACCGCUCACUGUCUGAGCCGCUACGUCCAGCCCCAUCCCAGCUCAAUAACAGAGCUGACGAGAGCCGCUGUCAACAAGUCCACAGCUCCCAACCUGCGCAGGGAAGGGCGAAUGAAAGCGCCGUGCUCGAGGGACGGAGGAGGAGAAACCUGU
Molecule: messenger RNA, 9495 nt
Organism: Meleagris gallopavo (turkey)
Lineage: Eukaryota; Metazoa; Chordata; Aves; Galliformes; Phasianidae
Source: RefSeq, a predicted model, not a curated record